AUGGCAGGCGCCGAUAGACAGGCUGCGGAGGCAGAGAACGACCAGGCGGUAGACGAGUCGUUGGACCUCGACGGUGACUUUGCCGAGCAGCAGAAGAUGAUGAGCAAACGGAGACGCGCGGCCAAGGAUAAACCGGAAUACCGACUUAAGAAGGCUCUGCCAUUCGCGAAGCCGUUUGUACCGACGAUUCGACCACUGACCGUCGCCGACCUCGAGGCCUGCAUUGCCUUGGAGAAUGCGGCCUUCACCCAGCCGGAGCACCGGGCGUCGCCCGAAAAGCUCGCCUACCGUCUCACCGUCUGCCCGGAAGUCAGCCUGGGCCUCUUCGUGACCAUCGCGCCAGAGCAGGCUAAGGACCUCGGGAUCGAGACGCUCGCGCUCGCGCGUCCCGUCGAGACGGGCCGGGCCGACGGCGCCGUCAGCGUGCUGCUCGCGCACGCCAUCUCGACGCGGACCCACGGGGACGUCGUCACGGAUGCCGACAUGGACUACCCCAAGGACUGGCGCGCGCGGUCGGCGCGCGUUGCCGAGCCGGUCGGACACCAGGAGGGCGGCAAGACGGUGGCGCUGCACUCGUUCGCCGUGCUGCCGCGCGUCCACCGCUGCGGGCUCGGCCAGAUGCUCAUGCGGGCGUUCCUCGACCAGAUGAAGAGCUGCGGGCUGGUGCAGAGGGUGGCUCUGAUCUGCCAGGAGCACCUCGCUACGUACUAUCAACGGUCUGGGUACAAGUGUCUCGGCAAGAGCGAAGCGCAGUUUGGUGGAGGCGGCUGGUACAACAUGGUAUGUAAACCCUCUUCUCGCCUCUCCCCAAGCCAAUGUUGA
This is a messenger RNA of Thermothielavioides terrestris NRRL 8126, 822 nucleotides long. RefSeq lists its product as uncharacterized. Lineage: Eukaryota; Fungi; Ascomycota; Sordariomycetes; Sordariales; Chaetomiaceae. The coding region runs from base 1 to 822 and encodes 273 amino acids. The record is from RefSeq and is a predicted model, not a curated record. The transcript is spliced from 4 exons. Gene Ontology annotation, cellular component: cytoplasm. Gene Ontology annotation, molecular function: aralkylamine N-acetyltransferase activity.